Messenger RNA from Colletotrichum phormii, 1261 nucleotides. RefSeq lists its product as uncharacterized. NCBI's taxonomy places the organism in Eukaryota, Fungi, Ascomycota, Sordariomycetes, Glomerellales, Glomerellaceae. The transcript has 2 exons. The record is from RefSeq and is a predicted model, not a curated record. Bases 398 to 892 code for a protein of 164 amino acids.
ACUCCCUUCUCCUUCUCCUCCGCAUUCGCUGCACGAUGCCACUCUUGCAUAUGCGCCCCCGGUGUUAUCCUCUCGGAUUCACCACGGAACCUCCUUCAACCCAGGCGAGCUGCCAGCUACCUUACACCGUCAGUACCCCCCGUUCAUCUUGCCCAUCAUCUCAUCCAUAGCAGCCCAAGAGAUGGUGAGGUUAAAUAUGUGUCGUGGACCUUUCGCAUUCUAUCUGCUAUGCAGACCGUUCUGCUUUCUCUGAUUCCACGUUCAUCAUGUCCCAAACUGUUCUUUUCGUACGAUUUCGGUCUCCCUCUUUCGUGAUACUUUGAUCAUUGUUGUACCAUUUAGGUCUUCUAUUAUUCGACUCAACUUCGUCGACGCCCGCCUUCUCCUGUCACUUUGAAUGUAUAUCCCUCAGCCCCUCAAUGGCCGGGCGCCAAGGAGCUCCAGUCUUGGGGCAGAGCCUCGCUCCCCCGGUUUCGAGGUGGCAGCGCGUGCGGACAAAACCAUCAACGACAUCACAAAGAGACAGGUCUCGAUAUCAGGUGGCCAGACCACCAACCUGACCGUUGGUGUCACGGUCGGGGUGGCCAUCCUCAUCUUUAUCCUUGGCGCCGGAGCCUUUCUCUACUAUUACAGAGUGUCUCUCAAAAAGAUCAGUCGCCGUCGACAUCGUCGUCGCCGCCGCCAUCACUCGCACAAGUCAUACAGCUCAAGGAGCUCAAAGAGCUCGGCCGAUGACGGCCCCGCUUCACAUCCACCUCCUCCAGCGCCGCACUCCGCACCACGCUCUACCGCCCCGUCUGCCACGCCUGCCGACCCCCCUGCCGACCCUCCGGCCGAUGCUCCAGCCGACCCUCCAGCUGAUACCCCGGCUGACCCCCCUGCUGAGAAGUAGGCUUGGGUUGGCGUUACACCCUCACCCAGGUGAGGCUUGUGUUAUUAGGGAGAGACCUUGUGAAAGAAAGUCUCAGAGCGGGAGUUGGCGGAUGGAACCCUAAGGCGAACCCAGGCGCCAUUACCUUUCCUACUGACCCCAGUAGUGUUGUACGUUUGCGGUGUAUACAAUCUUGAAUUGAUAAUUGUUGUUUUGUUCUUUGUCUCAAGUAUUUUGAUAUAUGUAUCUCUUGGUUCUAUGUGAACAACAAUAGCCUUGCCAUUUAGCCUCCAACUCGUCUUUGGAACAUUCGCCCUUACUGAAAAUGACCGGAUAUUGCAAUAUGCCUCCCUCGAAAGACCAACUUCAUCACUAUACAUAUUACACAGC